CCGAUGACGAAGAACAACAAGUAGCCAAUGAUACCAGUGAAGAAGAAGAAGAAGAAGAAGAAGAAGAAGAGGAAGACGAAGAAAGUGAUGAUCACAUGGACAAGGCAUCUCAAGCAGCAAAAUUAGAAAAAUUGAAAAGAAGUCUUGCUCAUGUGUCAUUUGAACAGUUAGCUGAAAUCAAAAGCAAAAUGGGUAUGAAGGAUUUCAAGUUAGCCAGACAAGAUAAUAACGAUAAUGACGACAGUGAUGACAAUCAAGAUGAUCCAACAAGUCGACACAACAAUAAAAAAGUAUCCAAAGCACAAAUCAUUCAAGAUAUCAAAAAUGCAGCCAGUAAAUUAAAGGGAACUCGGAAUCGUAUGAAAAAAGAAGAUAUGAAACGAACAAAUAAACACAGUCCAAUGGAAAUGUCAUCCAAACGAAAAGUAAGCCGAUUUAGAGAUGUAGUAGAAACAGCCGCAACGAAACGACGAGAUCCCCGUUUUGAUAAGUUGUCUGGACAAUUGAAUGAAGACUUAUUUGAAAAAUCAUAUGGAUUCCUUACUGAUUAUAGACAAGAUGAACAAAAAGCAUUAAUGGCUCGAUUACAUAAGGUGAAGGAUCCGGAAGAAAAGGCACGAAUCAAAGCAACUUUGACUAGUAUGAAAUCGAAAGAAAUGGCGGCAGCAGAUAUGAAAAGAAAACAAGCUUUGGCAAGAGAAAGAAAGAAAGUAGAAGCGGAUUUGGUCAAACAAGGCAAACAACCCUACUUUUUGAAGAAAUCUGAAAAACGAAAAUUGGAAUUGGUAGACAAAUACAAUCAACUUGGAGAAAAACGUAUGGACCGAAUAUUGGAAAAACGACGAAAAAAGAAUGCCAACAAAGAUCACAAACGAGUACCAUUCAAACGACGAUCGACAUAAUUGGAUUCUUUGUACUUUGUAGUACAAAUAAAUGCGACCCUUUUUUUUUUAUUAUUUUAUACUUUUGUAGAAUAUUUUGGUGGUGGUUACUAGGGUUAUUAGUUUAGUGUCAUUUUUUUUUUUUUU
Molecule: messenger RNA, 1028 nt
Organism: Halteromyces radiatus
Lineage: Eukaryota; Fungi; Mucoromycota; Mucoromycetes; Mucorales; Cunninghamellaceae
Exons: 7
Coding region: 96-902 (268 amino acids)
Biological process (GO): maturation of SSU-rRNA from tricistronic rRNA transcript (SSU-rRNA, 5.8S rRNA, LSU-rRNA)
Cellular component (GO): nucleolus; 90S preribosome
Source: RefSeq, a predicted model, not a curated record